AUGGCUCGCGAAACGCGCUCCCAGACGGGCAACUCCAAGCCGCGUGUCGUCCCCAUCAUCGACACGGAGCCCACCAUCAAGCGGACUGUAAAGCCCAAGGCCGCACCCAAGAAGAAGGCCUCCGUGAAGACGCCAUCAAAGGCUGCUAAACCCACCGGUGUGACGAAGAAGAAGGCUUCCAAGAAGGAGAGCGACGUAGCCAAGAAGGUCAAGUCUGCGGUGAAGAAGGCUACGAAGAAGGUGGGCGCAACUGAGAAGAAGGGCGCAAAGAAGGGGGAAGAGAAGACACCGGCGAAGACCGAGGUGGAGCCGGAGAAGAACGCGGAGGAGAAGCCUGCGAAAGCUGAGAAGGAGGCCAAGCCAAAGACAGCAACCGAGUCCAAGUCAAAGACAACAACCAAGAAGAAGGAAGCCGCCGAUAGCAAGUGA
This is a messenger RNA of Chaetomium strumarium, 429 nucleotides long. RefSeq lists its product as uncharacterized. The transcript is spliced from 3 exons. The coding region runs from base 1 to 429 and encodes 142 amino acids. The record is from RefSeq and is a predicted model, not a curated record. Lineage: Eukaryota; Fungi; Ascomycota; Sordariomycetes; Sordariales; Chaetomiaceae.